UCCGGGCCCUUUGAGGAUGGGCCCACCCCGACACCACCUCUGACCCUCCGUCCGUCCCCCUCGGCCACCAUGAACAUAGACGUGGAGUUCCACAUCCGCCACAACUACCCCUGGACCAAGCUGCCGGCCAACGUCAGACAGGGCCUCGGAAACUCACAGAGGGAGUAUGAAAAGCAAGUUGUGCUCUACAGCAUCCGCAAUCAAUUACGCUACAGGAAUAACUUAGUUAAGCACGUGAAGAAAGACGAACGCAAGUACUAUGAGGAACUGCUGAAAUACAGUCGAGAUCAUCUCAUGUUGUAUCCCUACCAUUUAUCUGAUAUCAUGGUCAAAGGCUUGAGGAUUACACCAUUUUCAUAUUACACGGGAAUCAUGGAGGAUAUAAUGAACAGUGAGAAAAGCUAUGAUUCAUUGCCCAAUUUUACUGCUGCAGACUGUUUAAGGCUUCUUGGGAUAGGAAGAAACCAGUACAUCGAUCUUAUGAAUCAAUGUAGGUCCUCCAAAAAAUUUUUCAGAAGGAAAACUGCUCGGGAUCUCCUACCAGUGAAGCCAGUAGAGAUUGCUGUGGAGGCGUGGUGGGUGGUACAGGCCGGUUUCAUCACAGAAGAUGACAUAAAGAUAUGCACUUCAGUUGAGAAAUGUGCUGUUGAUAAGAUCAUCGAUUCAGGUCCUCAACUCUCUGGGUCACUAGACUACAAUGUAGUUCAUAGUUUAUACAACAAAGGAUUUAUCUACCUUGACGUACCAAUAUCUGAUGACAGUUGCAUAGCAGUUCCUCCACUUGAAGGUUUUGUAAUGAACAGAGUGCAGGGUGAUUAUUUUGAAACUCUUCUUUACAAGAUAUUUGUUUCAAUAGAUGAGCACACUAACGUCGCAGAGCUUGCAAAUGUACUGGAGAUAGAUUUAUCACUGGUGAAGAAUGCAGUUUCCAUGUAUUGUCGAUUAGGUUUUGCCCAUAAGAAAGGACAAGUAAUAAAUCUGGAUCAACUUCAUUCUUCCUGGAGGAAUGUUCCAUCUGUGAACAGAUUGAAGAGCACUUUAGAUCCCCAAAAGAUGCUUCUUUCAUGGGAUGGUGGGGAAAUUAGGAGUCCCGUCCAGGAUGCUUCUUCGGCUACUGACACGGACACGAAUAGUCAAGAGGAUCCAGCUGACACAGCCAGUGUAAGCAGCUUGAGUCUUUCUACUGGAUACACAAAGCGCAUCGCCUUUCUUUUUGAUUCAACCCUCACUGCUUUUUUAAUGAUGGGGAAUCUCUCACCGAAUUUGAAAAGUCACGCAGUGACCAUGUUUGAAGUCGGCAAACUGUCUGAUGAAUCUCUGGACAGCUUCCUUGUGGAACUGGAAAAGGUUCAGAGCACCGGUGAAGGAGAAGCACAAAGAUAUUUUGACCAUGCACUUACUCUAAGAAACACUAUAUUGUUUUUAAGACACAAUAAAGACCUUGUCGCUCAAACCGCACAGUUAGAGCAGCCAAGUUAUGGUUUUCCUCUGGAUCUCUUACGUUGUGAAAGCCUGCUCGGUUUGGAUCCUGCUACCUGCAGCAGAGUUCUAAACAAAAACUAUUCCCUGCUUGUUUCCAUGGCACCCCUCACCAAUGAGAUCCGGCCCAUCAGCAGCUGUACUCCCCAGCAUAUCGGACCAGCCAUUCCAGAAGUCAGUUCUGUGUGGUUUAAAUUGUACAUUUACCACGUUACUGGUCAAGGCCCACCCUCUCUCUUACUGUCCAAAGGAACGAGGCUGAGGAAGCUCCCAGAAAUAUUUCAGGGAUUUGAUCGCUUACUAAUAACCUCUUGGGGUCAUGAUCCUGGAGUUGUUCCGACUUCGAAUGUGCUCACAAUGUUGAAUGAUGCCCUAACCCAUUCUGCAGUUUUAAUUCAGGGCCAUGGGAUGUAUGGGAUGGGUGAAACUCUGCAUAUACCAUUCCCGUUUGAUGAGAUGGAACUACAAGGAGACUUUGCUCGCCUGAAUAUGGGAGUUCAUAAAGCACUACAAAUGUUGAGAGACAGAGUGGAUUUGCAGCAUUUUUGUGGCUAUGUCACUAUGUUAAAUUCUUCAAGUCGUCACGCAAGCAGAAAGCUCAGUGAUGCUUCUGAUGAAAAAGGGGAGCCUGAUUUGGCUUCGGGAUCAGAUGUACAUGGGAGCACAGAAUCAUUUGAAAUGGUCAUUGAGGAGACAACUAUUGAUUCAGCAGCAAAGCAGAACUUUGAAGGUUUUACAUCAGAAUCAGAAUGGGUUCCUUUGGAGCUGUGCUUUGGCAUCCCACUGUUUAGUUCAGAUUUAAAUCAGAAAGUCUGUAAGAAGAUUGCUACGCAUGGACUCUGUAGGAAAGAAAGCCUUCAGAAACUCUUACAUUCCAGUAGAAAACUGUCUCUACAGGUCCUGAAUUUUGUUCAUUCAUUCCAGGAAAGCUCUUCCUCAUUCGAUUUGCACCCGGAGGCCAAUUUCUCCAGUUUGCUCUCCCAGUCUACUUGUACCGAGAUGGGCGCUCCACUUCCUGCAAAGAACCUCAUCUUCAAACAUGGCAUUUUAUCCGAGUGGAACGGACGGUCGCCUUCCGCCGUGCUGAUUGCAAGUGCCCACUUGCAGUAAUUUGGUUCUCUGUUGCUCACACUUACUGCCUUUCUUUCCUUUAUUACAGUUCAUUUGUAGUGCCAACCACUAAGAAGUGUACUUCUGCUGCAGCAUAAUGCCCACUAAAGUGGUGUUUCAGGUCUGAGGAAACAUACUGUCUGGAGUCUUACUCAUUACUGGAUAGCCUGCUGCAACAGAGAGCUUUUUAGAAGUCAGCACUGUAUUUUUACCUUGAGACAAUCUGCAUUUCUUUUAUAAAUCUUCAGACACCCUUUCUAGGCUUUAUGAUGAUUGUGGAAUUUAUAAGCUCUCACUACAAGUGAUUACAAUAGUAGUUUUCUAUGGUAGUUAUUCGAACAUAAAAUUGGUUUAAUUUUGUAUUGUAUUUACUGUACUUUUCAGGAAAAUGAAGAGAGAUGUGACUCCUUGUGAAUAGACUCUGUGGGACUUAGGUAGGGAAAUUAAAAUCCAAGGUUGAGUGGAGGUGCAGUGGGCUUUAAGACUUGCUGCAGAUGUAUGUAAAUGAUGUAUAUUAGGUGGGCAAUACUGAUGGUAUAUAUAUCAGAAUAGUUAUAUAUUAUUUAACCUUGAUUUACAAGGACUUUGCCUGUGAGCAUUGAUUUACCGAUCUCUCAUGAGAAACUCUGAAACACAUUCUGAAUGUAAACAAUCUGUAAGCUACGUUUUUUGUUUUUAAUUUCCAUUAAGACAUUUCUGUAAAAAGCAGAUUUCCCGCACCCAGACUUAAGUUUGGGGGCUAUUGCUUCCCCAUGCUUUCCCCCUGAACAUAGUAUCCUUUGUUUAGCCUCCCAAGUGAGUGGUGUGGAAAUGAAUUCUCAAACCAAGGAUUGGGAUUUCAGAUUCGAAUUAAGCAUGCGGAACAGCAAAAUCUUACCUCAUCAGGACCCUAUUUCCAUGCAGAGGCAACUAGGGAAAGGGGCCAUUGAGGAGUGAAAUUAUUUCCAAAAGAUUUCAAAGUUUUUCUUGAGGCUUCAGUUCUUUUAGUACUACAGAAAUGUUUAAUGAGGUUAAUUGGGACGAUUGAACUGAUCGCUUCUAGAUUUAUCAAGUUACCAUCCUUCGGGAGAGUUUAUGCAGUAUUUUAGCUUAGUUUGACUCAUUCUAUAGAACAGACAUUAACCAGCCUAACUGAACCAAACUAAGACGCUGGUGAAACAGCGUAUGUGGACUCUAUAAAGGAAUUUAGAAAAAUAUGGGAUGGAAUACCCUAAGGAUUUCUGCUGACCCUCUUUUGUUCUUUAUAGAACUGUUAUUUAUGAGUAUAUUCUGGGAAUCUGUGCAUUUCCGAAAACUGUAAACAUAACCGUGCUUUCCCGGCCGUGAUUUCCCCAGACUGGAACACUUUGGACCAGGAACCUUAGGCCCAGGUAAUGCUGGGAAGCGUUUAUGGUAAAUGUGGUAAUGUUCCGUUUUCUGCUGCGUUCUGCACAAAGUGGGAACCAAGUGUUUGUUAUAAUGUCUGUCUAAAAGGAAAUAGUAAUGCAUCCUGGUAGUAAAAAGAAUUAAAUUAGAACUGUGAAUCCCAUGUUUAUUUUUCUCAUAACCGUUGGUGUACAUUCCUAUUGUUCUCAAUGUGUAAAGCCUUUACAGUUUCCCAACUAAAAGUCACAAGGACUUCCUGUGAUCAGCGCUGCAUUUUGAUAUUUUUCUCACCGGUUCAAGUUUAACUACAGUGGUUGAAUUUAUCUGUACAUAGUACAGAUGUGGACCUACCGCUUUGAUAUGUGCAUUAAUAAGGAGUGGAAAGGAUGGAAUUGAACCUCAUCUGUCCUGAUUUUGAAAUAUUAGGAUAAAAUGUGGCUGGGUAUAGUCAUGUUUACUUCAAAUAGAAAUGGCAGAAGGUAGGAGGUCUGCCAGAUAAGGGUGGUAAGCAGAAUUCAGAACACUUCUGUCCUCAAAUCAUGCUUUAGGAAUUUAGCUUUUAUUCCAGGACUAUUGUGUCUCUUCUUACAAGUGUAACAAAUAUGUAAUGUAGAAGUACCUCUCUUCUGAACAGCGAAACGUCGAAACGAUGCAAAAAUAAAGGCUUUGUGACCUGAUUGACAGGGGACUUACCAAAGAGGGGCCAACCUAACUCUUCCUAAUCUACUUGGCCUUGUUCUGUCUCUUCUCAUUGUCUCAAGUCCAGUUUAAGCGGGGCAAGACUCCUUUGCCAUCAGAGGAAAGGAAUUGAAUAAAAGUACCUGUUGUGAAAAAUUGAGUGUAAUCUCCCCCAUAAUAAGAGUCUCGAUUGUGAAAUUCAAAUUUUGAUACGUGAUACACUCGAUCAUACACUUUCCUUAAUUUCUUUGUUUAUAUAUUUUUCAGAUCACUUGUUCUUUGUUUUUCAUGGGGACUAGUACAGCCAACGAUCUCUGUAAUUUUUAGCUGAAAUUAUUGGUGACAUAUAGGGCCAGUUUAAGAAGUUUUCAUAUUGGUUCCUGUUACCUAAUGGUUUCUCUUCUCUUUGCCAUUGUUCUUUUUUUUUUUUUCCCUGUUUAGUGUUUCAAACAUGGUUUGUAUUUAAAGGUUUUAAAGUACCGAAACUCUAACAGAACAGCUGAUUGUCUUCUGGUAUGAUAUUGUUAAUAGUAAGCAAUGAAAUGUAUAAAAUCUUGUGAUCACUUUGAUUAUUGGCACAUGUAACAUAAAUGUUUACAAAUAAACUGAGUCCCGAUCAAGACGUUGUGCAAAA
Messenger RNA from Tachyglossus aculeatus (Australian echidna), 5266 nucleotides. It is a transcript of the gene FAM91A1, whose product is annotated as family with sequence similarity 91 member A1. The record is from RefSeq and is a predicted model, not a curated record. Gene Ontology annotation, biological process: intracellular protein transport. The transcript is spliced from 24 exons. The coding region runs from base 70 to 2589 and encodes 839 amino acids. Gene Ontology annotation, cellular component: cytoplasmic vesicle; trans-Golgi network. NCBI's taxonomy places the organism in Eukaryota, Metazoa, Chordata, Mammalia, Monotremata, Tachyglossidae.